CUUUUUCAUUUUUUAUGGUCUCCGGUCGAUCGACUGCGGCUAUCUCCUUCCUCCAUCGAGCACGAAUCGAUCGAUUCCCUUCGAACUGUGGAGCUCUGGUUAGGGUUUUCUCUCUCGCGAUUGCUUCCUCACCGCCGGUGUCGGAUCCCUUCGCUGAGUUCGGGAACAGAUCUCGAUCGUUGGAGGUUCCAGUCGCGAAAUUCGGAGGCGGCAGCGGCGGCGAGAGAUGAGCUGGUGGGAUUCCGCCGAGCUGGCGCCUUGUAUAUUUCUUGGGUUCUUCUGAUCUGGGGGUUGGCGGCGAGCGAGAUGUUCGUGAGCCGGCCGACGGUGCACCCUGUGGAGGCGCCGCCCCUUACGGAUGCGGCCGAGAACCCGCCCAGGGUGAGAAUGAAGGAGGUGCAGGGGAUGCCGGGGACGGCCGGAGGCCUCGCGCUUCGUCUCCUCCAGUUCGCGUUUGCGGCCGCGGCGCUCGGCGUCAUGGUCUCCACCAACGAUUUCCCUUCUGUAACCGCCUUCUGCUAUCUUGUCUCAGUGGCCAUCCUACAGAGCCUAUGGAGUAUCUCCUUGGCCAUGCUGGACAUAUAUGCUAUUCUCGUAAAACGCUCCUUGCAGAACCCUAAAGCUCUCUGUUUCUUUACUAUCGGAGAUGGGAUCACAUCCACACUGACAUUCGCUGCAGCUUGUGCAUCUGCCGGCAUUACGGUCCUGAUUGGUAAUGAUCUAAACAUAUGCUCACAGAACCACUGCACGAGCUUUGAGACCGCCACAGCAAUGGCCUUCAUCAGUUGGUUUGCAGUCUCUCCAUCAUUCCUCUUGAACUUUUGGUCAUUGGCAUCUAGAUGAAGAAUGAGAAUGAGAAUGACUGAAGUAUCUCUUUUUUUUGUUUAUCGUCUAUGAUCAAAUUGCCAAUUGCUAUCAUUUGUAUAGUAUGACUCGACUCCGACAGGACUGAUUGAAUAUAUGAGUUUGGUGUACUCUUCAGACGGUUGCUCCAGGGGUGUUCACAAUAUUGCAUCUCAACAAUGUACCUCGAGUGUGCUUUUUGAAAUUGGUUAAGGUUGUGUUGCCUGUCUGUACUCUCUUUGUCGGUGAUGAUUCUUUUCGAUAUUGCCAUCAUCGUGUGGUUCAUCGAUAGAACGUGUUCUAAGUUUUAAGUUGUGCAACAGCAAUAGUGUAGUGUAUCAAUCAAUGUUAGCUAUAAAAAGGCAAGUUGUGUUAUGAAACCACCUAA
Molecule: messenger RNA, 1231 nt
Organism: Zingiber officinale
Lineage: Eukaryota; Viridiplantae; Streptophyta; Magnoliopsida; Zingiberales; Zingiberaceae
Product: CASP-like protein 5A1
Exons: 3
Coding region: 307-843 (178 amino acids)
Cellular component (GO): membrane
Source: RefSeq, a predicted model, not a curated record